AGCUUCUAGGGUGGCCCUUGGGAAGUCGCUCACCGUCUGAGGCCGCCGGAGCUGAAGCUGCGCCAUCGUCACUGCCGGCAGCCAUGACGCCGCGCGUGCCGCGCGUCCCUCGCUUGAGUUGUCUCCGGGUACGGAGGACUUCCGUUUAGUCUCCAGGCGCUACCCGGGCGGCCGUGAAUGGGGCGGGGUGUCGCGCUCGGGGUCGCAGUUGGGUUGGACUUCCGUUCAGACCUCCCGGGCCCUGAGCGGGGAAGUGGGCCCGGCCCGCGCUGAGAACCUAUUGGCUGGUGCUGCGGGCUCCCCUCCUGGAUUGGCCGGAGCCACGCCCCUCGGAGUCGCGGGAGUCAGCGCAGGAGGUCAUCAUGAGGAAGCUUCGAGCAACUGUGGGAAGUGGCCUGGGAAAGCAGGCAGCUGGCCAGGAGAGAAGGAAGAAACGCGCCCCCAACAGUAGCCAGGCCAAGCCUUCUGUUCCUAAGGGGAAGAUCUCUGAGUGUCCUGGAUCUCCUGCAGACCUAGCCAGUCAGCAGGAAGAAGAGAUGUUGCAGGCCUCUGUCUCCCCAUACCAUCUAUUCAAAAAUAGAACUGAAAUAACAGCCUUCCGGAAAAGCCUGCUGAGCUGGUAUGACAGAGAGAAGCGGGACCUACCCUGGAGAAGACAGGCGGAGAAUGAGGCGGACCUGGACAGGCGGGCGUAUGCUGUGUGGGUGUCAGAGGUUAUGCUGCAGCAGACCCAGGUUGCCACGGUGAUCAACUACUAUACCCGUUGGAUGCAGAAGUGGCCAACGCUGCAGCACCUGGCCAAUGCUUCUCUGGAGGAAGUGAACCAACUUUGGGCUGGCCUAGGCUAUUAUUCUCGAGGCCGGCGACUACAGGAGGGAGCUCGGAAGGUGGUGGAGGAGCUAGGGGGCCACAUACCCCGUACAGCAGAGACCCUGCAGCAGCUCCUGCCUGGUGUGGGGCGGUACACAGCUGGAGCCAUUGCUUCCAUUGCCUUUGGUCAGGCAACCGGUGUGGUGGAUGGUAAUGUAGUACGGGUGCUGUGCCGUGUCCGAGCCAUUGGUGCUGAUCCCAGGAGCACUCUUGUCUCUCAGCAGCUCUGGAGCCUAGCCCAGCAGCUAGUGGAUCCAAACCGACCUGGGGACUUUAAUCAAGCAGCCAUGGAACUGGGAGCCACAGUGUGCACCCCACAGCGACCUCUCUGCAGCCAGUGCCCUGUGCAGAGCCUGUGCCGGGCACGCCAGAGGGUGGAGCAGGAGCAGUUCUCAGCCUCGUGGAACCUGCAAGGCAGUCCUGACGUGGAGAACUGCACUCCCAACACUGGAAAGUGCCAGCUGUGCCUGCCUUCCACAGAACCCUGGAACCACACCUUAGGAGUCGUCAACUUUCCCAGAAAGGCCAGCCGCAGGCCCCCCAGGGAGGAGUACUCUGCCACCUGUGUUCUGGAGCAGCCUAGAGCCCUUGGUGGUGCCCAAAUUCUACUGGUGCAGAGGCCUAACUCAGGUCUUCUGGCAGGACUAUGGGAGUUCCCAUCCGUGACCGUGGAGCCCUCAGGGCAGCACCAGUGCAAGGCCCUGCUGCAGAAACUGCAGAGUUGGACUGGGCCCCUCCCUGCUACCCACCUCCAGUACCUUGGGGAGGUGAGCCACACUUUCUCUCAUAUCAAACUGACAUAUCAAGUAUAUGGACUGGCUCUGGAAGGGCAGACCCCAAUGACCACACCACCUGGCGCUCAGUGGCUGACCCGAGAGGAAUUUUACACUGCAGCUGUCUCUACCGCCAUGAAAAAGGUGUUCCGUGUGUAUGAGGACUAUCAGCCAGGGACCUGUAAGGGUUCCAAAAGGCCCCAGUUGUCCUCUCCAUCCAGCCGGAAAAAGCCCAGCAGGGGCCAGCAAGUUCUGGAUAGUUUCUUUCGGCCUCAUAUCCCCACUGACACACCCAGCCUCAACAGUGCAGCCCAGUGAUGUCUCUGAAGUCCCCCCUAAGAAUCCUGUUGUUUAAUAAAGUGUUUAUUUUUGUAGUCA
Molecule: messenger RNA, 2021 nt
Organism: Sciurus carolinensis (gray squirrel)
Lineage: Eukaryota; Metazoa; Chordata; Mammalia; Rodentia; Sciuridae
Gene: Mutyh
Product: mutY DNA glycosylase
Exons: 16
Coding region: 363-1961 (532 amino acids)
Biological process (GO): base-excision repair; mismatch repair
Cellular component (GO): nucleus
Molecular function (GO): 4 iron, 4 sulfur cluster binding; adenine/guanine mispair binding; oxidized purine DNA binding
Source: RefSeq, a predicted model, not a curated record